Molecule: messenger RNA, 2037 nt
Organism: Physella acuta
Lineage: Eukaryota; Metazoa; Mollusca; Gastropoda; Physidae
Product: peroxisomal membrane protein PEX16
Biological process (GO): peroxisome organization
Cellular component (GO): peroxisomal membrane
Source: RefSeq, a predicted model, not a curated record
AUGACAGACAUUCUACAAAACUUGUACCAAGAGUAUAAAAAUGCAAUCAGCAAUAACUAUACUGCUAUUGCCCAGUUUGAGUCAGCAUUUCGACUGGUUUCUUAUGUCAUAGCAGGUCGAUUUGAAGAUUCAACAAUCCUCUCAGAACUUUUAUAUUCAGCUUCAAACCUUCUUAUCUUAUUUAAUGAUGCCAUCAUAAAGAAAGCUUCUGGUAUACUUCCUAAAGUUUCAGCAUCACAGGAGCGACUACAAAGUCUUGUGACAAUCCUGGAAUAUGUUGGUGUAUUUAUUGAAAUAACAGCCCAGAGAUUGUAUGGUGACAUUGGCAAAUGGGUAGCCAUUACUGUCCUACAAAUUGCAAAAUCAGUAUGCCGUUUUCUGUUGUUUGUUAAACAUGAAGUAGGGAUUCAAGCAGUGCCGCCUCUCUCGCCUAUUGAUAGAGAAGCUAUUCUUAAAGAGGCUGUAGCGCAGAAACAGAAUCAACCCACAUUGGAAGAUGAACCUGCCUUACAACAAACUAGUUCAGCAAAAAAUGGCUCAGUUCCCUCUGUGACAUUCACAUUGAAAAGAUCAGGAAAAUAUAUGAGGUCAUUGACAGCAGCACCUCCAAUGAAAUUACGAGAUUGGAAAUUACCAGAGCCUCCUCUUUGUACAACUAAAACCCUUAGAGAAAAUCACAAGCCUACAAAGUUAUCUCGUUCACAAGCAUGGGGAGAAUGCCUCUACAUAUUCAAACCACUUAUUCAUUUAACAAGUUUAUAUCUCUGUGGGAUUUCAUCUUUCAAGCCAUUGCUGCUCUCCUCUGGCCUUGAUGUCACUAGCUUAUAUUUGAUAGGUGAAUCUAGAGAUCUUAAUAAGCAGGAGCAGGCAGAGUUACGUAGGAGAUCAUUGAUGCUAGUCAUGUAUUUACUGCGCUCACCUUUAUAUGACUGCUACACAAAAAAAAAACUAUUGGGUUUGUUGAGAGGAUUGGCCAACACAGUUCCUGGCAUUUCCAUCAUUCUUGUUCCACUGAUGGAAUAUCUACCUGUAUGGCAGAAGAUCUACUUCUACACAUGGUCAACAUAACAGCAUGCACUUUCAAAGUUUUAAUUUUUUAUUUUGAAAUGAAUGCACAAAGUUUUUAGGUAUUUAAUUAAGAACAUAAUUAUGAAAACAUAAAUUAGGUUGGUUGGAAACAUCUAAUGCUUUGAUUUUUAUUGCAUUUGUUAAAUUCCAGUGAAAGUCCUUUACAUUAUAUUAAUGAAUGUCUUGUUGGUGAUAUGUUUGUGAUACCUUAAAGUGUUAAAUUUAUUUACAUUUCAUUUACUUACAUUUAUAAAAUAAAUAUUUUCUUAUUUUUUAUAGCUAUUAAAACCUCAGUACAUCUCAUCUAUAACUAAAACAAUAAAUGUGCUAUGAGAUUCAGACAUCUAAACUCUUUAUGAAAUGUAAUAUGUUUUUGUUUCUUAAACAUUUUAAAAGAUUUAUGUUUCUUAAAUAUUUUGAUCAAUACUAAUUCCAAAGCCAUCUAUAAAAUUGAUACUUUUGUCUUACAAAUAAUAAUAAUAAGGUUAAUUACUUGGCUUGCAAAGUAAUGAGUUUAACUUGUGUCUAAACUAGAUAGGUUCAGUGAUAAGAAUUUUUUAUUUAUUUAUGUGUUUGAAUUAUUUCUAAAUUCUGAUUUAAAAUGAUAAGUUUUUAACUUUGGAACAAUCCACUAAAUAAAAUAGAUUUAACUUUAAAAAGUUUGUAUUCAGUGAUGAAAAAAAAAUAACUUUACAAAAACUUGAAAUGUGUACAUAUUUUGUGCCUUUAUGUUUUUGUCAGUGUCAAACCAUGCUGCUUCAACUGUUGGAUUCUGCUAAAGCAUUUCAAGUAGAGAUAACUGUUUCACUUAAAUAAAUCUCCAUUUUUAUGCAUUGUAAUUAGCUUUUUCUUCUGAUAUUCUUUCAAAACACUAUUCAGAAAAAAUUAAUUUGUUUGUGUACAUUUCUGUAAUCAUGUUACCAUGUUAUUUGAAUAAAAGCAAAUAAAUUGUAAUACAUUUUAAAUAUG